Messenger RNA from Colletotrichum karsti, 1521 nucleotides. Its product is annotated as C6 zinc finger domain protein. Lineage: Eukaryota; Fungi; Ascomycota; Sordariomycetes; Glomerellales; Glomerellaceae. Gene Ontology annotation, cellular component: nucleus. Gene Ontology annotation, molecular function: zinc ion binding; DNA-binding transcription factor activity, RNA polymerase II-specific; transcription cis-regulatory region binding. Bases 1 to 1521 code for a protein of 506 amino acids. The record is from RefSeq and is a predicted model, not a curated record. The transcript has 4 exons. Gene Ontology annotation, biological process: positive regulation of transcription by RNA polymerase II.
AUGGCGACUUCACGACGAUUGGCACUGCACGUCGUCUCAGAGACCGCUCCACCUUCCACGGGGAGACGGCAAUGCUGGGAAUGUCAACGGCGUCGCGUGGUCUGCGACUCGGUUCGUCCCGUAUGCGGUAAAUGCAAGGCCACUGGCGUCGUGUGUCCCGGCUACGAGGACAAGAAGCCGUUGACGUGGCUGGCUCCCGGCAAGGUCAAGACUCGCACGUGGAAACGGAAGAAGCCUGCCGAGAAGAAAGUAUUGCCAAGUGACAGCUCGAAAGAGGUCGCUGGCGCCGAUUCCAUGGUACUUGCACGUACCAGCAACCAGCUCAUGCACGUCUUUCCAGGGUUUGAGUUCCGGACGGAGACCGACGACAUCGUUGAGGCGACUCUGUACUGGAACGAAUCGGUACUUCCAUCAUUCCAGAACGCCCAGCUGACGUCCAGCCCAUGGGUCGUACCGGCUCAAUACGUCUGCUACAUGCCAAAAGCGACACUGCAUGCACUCGUGUCCAUGGCCAUCGAGCACCGCAUGAUUCGGCUCGCACGGAAGAAGACCGAUCCGUACAUGGUCGAAAUUGGGGCCCGUUUCCAUCAACAUAGACAGACGGCGAUAGAGGCGUUGAAGAAAGAUCUCAGCAACGAAAAGAUUCGCACUUCCCGUCAGACUAUAGCUAGCGUGCUGGUCUUUAUGUAUGCAGAUUUGAUGGGUGCUUCAACCGCCUCGAGCUGGCACCACCAUAUGAACGGCCUCAAAAGUUUAGUGGAUAUGAUUGGCGGGUUGGAGGCUGCGUAUCGCAACGACCCGUUUAUUCAUCCGUUGCUCCUCUUCCCCAAAAUUCUCGAAACCUUUGCAAACUCGACAAGCCCAGCAGAUAAUCUGUUGGGGCCACUUGACACCUACAACUCCAUAGAAACCGUCGGAGUGCUCUUUGAGACGGGAUACUAUCCUUGUCUUCCAUGCCCCGUCGACUUAUUCUGCGACAUCAUCCGCAUCAACCGUCUUCGACACCUGAUAGCCACCAACACCCUCACUGAAGACAUUGGUACUUCACAAUCCUUAGCAGAGGACUUGUUAGAGCGCAUCAUCGAAUUUUCGCCCGAGGCUUGGUCCGAGACCCGAAAGGACUCCAAGAAAGAAUUUCUCCUCAUGGGCCAGGCCUACCAAUCUGCCGUCACGGUGUAUGCCAUCUCGUCGCUGCAAGGUCUCAAGGCGCUGCCUUCCUCAGCUGGAUGGAGAGCGGUGCGGACAAUCCACUAUGGGCGCCUUAUUAAGCUGCUUGAGACUGCUUCCAAGGAUUAUCUUAUGAAGAACUGUGUCCUGUGGCCGCUUAUCGUGGCCGGCUUUGAAGCGUCGACCGGCAGUGUUGACAUGAGAACGUUUGUGGUGGAUCAGCUGGUAGCUAUGAGUCGGGACUUGGGGGUUUGUACAAUGUUGAGAGCUGUUGAGGUGUUGGAGAGGUUUUGGGCUUCGGGAAAAAGUACUUGGGACGAGUGUUUUGACAGCCCUACCAUCGUGGUGGUGUAG